Hyalella azteca is the source of this 2999-nucleotide messenger RNA. RefSeq names its product juvenile hormone esterase. Bases 150 to 2330 code for a protein of 726 amino acids. The transcript is spliced from 15 exons. NCBI's taxonomy places the organism in Eukaryota, Metazoa, Arthropoda, Malacostraca, Amphipoda, Hyalellidae. The record is from RefSeq and is a predicted model, not a curated record.
CUGAAAAACAUCUUUUAGUGUUCAGCAUUGACCCUUCAGUGAGACAGUGAGUCAUUUAUUCAGCAAAAUCGUCUCGAUUCUAUAAAUACGGAGAGUAAGAAUACUGAUAUAUAGUAAAAAGUUGCUGUUCGCGGUCAUCGUACAAUAGGAUGGGCGGGAUGAAGUUUCGUUUGAUGCUUCAACUCGUAGCCGUGAGUUGCGUUCUUCUCAACACAGCCAUCAGCCUGGAUGACUUGCACUUUAAAGUAAACGAUCCAGUCCGUUAUCUUCACAGUCGCCAUCCUCUGACGGCUCACAGGGCAACAUCACUCAAAGGAUCCGAUCAUGAGGCUGAGGAGGCCAUCGAUGAAACGCCGCUGGCCAUCGAUGAGGCGCCGCUAGUGACUGCAGGAGUGCUGGGUCCCAUCAGAGGACGGGUUCUGACCACGUUCUUCGACAGGCCCUUCAGCGCCUUCCACAGUAUCAGAUAUGCUGCACAGCCUGCAAGGUUCAGUUACUCGGAGCUUUACGAAGAGCCGCUGACCAGCGAUGGUUCAGACUACGACGCUACAGCCUUCAGGGACCGCUGCCCUCAGAAGUCCCUCGUCGCUCCUGUCAUUGCUGGCAGCGAAGACUGCCUCCACGUCAGCGUUUACUCUCCCCUCAAUAACUUCAGCGACGCAGAGUCUGCAGCUCUGCCGGUGAUGUUCUUUAUCCACGGAGGAGCGUACAUGUCCGGCGACGCGACGCUCUACAUGCCAUCCAAACUCCUCGACAAAGACGUCGUAGUUGCUGUUGUGCAGUACCGACUCGGAACUUUGGGCUUCCUCUACUCGGGCACUGAAGAUGCUCCGGGAAACAUGGGUCUACAUGACCAGAUCGUAGCCCUGCGCUGGGUACAAAAAUUCAUCUCUUAUUUCGGAGGCAACCCCAACCUGGUGACGGUAUUCGGGCAGAGUGCAGGUGGUGCCAGCACAUCCCUCCUGCAACUGAGUCCUUUAUUAGCUGCGGAACAAAAUAACGGGAAGGCUCUGGCUCACCGCUUUGCGCCCAUGAGCGGCUCAGCGCUAGAGUAUUGGACCAUCGAACAUGACCCUUACAAUUCUUUCAGAACGCAGGUAGCAGAAACUGGCUGCUCGACGAAUGCAACGGAAGCUGAAAUGGUUGCCUGCAUGGUGGAGCUACCUUUGGAUGACGUCGUCUGGGCUUCUUUGAGAGUCUACAGUAAGGACCGAAGGAACGGGGGCCUGGGCUUCAUCGGUCAGGUGCCCGUUGUUCAGACCGAAGUCAGCGAUGUUGAUGGACUCGAGAUCGUCAUUCCUGAGCAACCCAUCGACCUGCUAAAGUCCGGGCGUUAUCUACACGUGCCCACCAUGACAGGAUCUGUUAGAGACGAAGGAUCCCUCGUCGCAGGACUGAUGUACGAAGGCUACAUGCUACCUAACAACCACACCACCGACGAUGCGGAGUUCCUCAAGAACGACAUGUUCCCCUUGAUCGCCAUAGCGUUCGGAAUUAAUGACGUCACCAACGCUGCCCCCAACUCCUUCCGGCUGGGCUUCAUGCCCAAAGACGUGCCCCUGGGGGACUGGGACACGAUGGUCGGAGGAAUUGUGGACCUGAGCGGGAUGAUGUUCCUCAAGUCUGGCAUGUGGACAUUGGCCCACGAGAUGAAGAAAGUCAACGAUGAUGAUGGAGUCACCGCAGAAGCGCCCAUUUUCUUCUACUCAUUCGAGUUCGAGUCCAAAAACUCACUGUUCGACUGGAUCUUCAUCAGUGACAAUGAUAUUCCAAUUGAAGGAGGUGUGUGUCACGCUGACGACCUCCUAUACUUGUUUGAUCUGCCGGCGUUGCUGAACACCGAGCGCGAGAAGAACAUGGUCCGAAGGCAUACUACCUUCUUCACGAACUUUGCCAAAUAUGGGAACCCCACCCCUGAAGAAGAAAGCGGUAAUCCUGGUCAGUGGACGGAAUUUACGCCCAAAUGGGAGGCGUUCACCAUUGAUGAAGAGCAGUUCCUUAUGAUCAGCGACAACAUGAGCUUGCUGUACGACUUCGUCACGCGCUGGAACUACAACCAGUACGGCUACAACACGACUAAGGCAGCUGAUCAUCAUGCGUUGGCAUUGGCCAUGGCAGCGAAGUCUCCACAAAAUUCAGCCGCUUCACCAACCAGUGACGGUCAGGGUUACAAGGUGGCGACGGGAGUGAUGAGUGUAGUGGCUGCGUGCUGCGUGUUAGCCUUGCUGGCCACGGUCGCGUGGCAAAGGCGCCGUGAGGCCAAACUUCGCAACUCGCUGCUUGGAGAGCCCACAACGCACGACAACGUGGCGCUCGAACCCCGUAUUUAAACUGAAACCCGCCUGAUUAUUGUAAAAAAAACUCUGGUGGUUAUUUUAUUGAUUACAGAAAUAUUUUAUACUCAGUAAUCAUGCUGCCUUAUAGUAAACUACCGCACACGGCAACGUGACGCUCGAGCCCCGUAUUUAAACCGAAACCCGCCUGAUUAUUGUCCAUAAAAAACUCUGGUGACGUUUCUAUUGAAUACAAAAAUAUAAUAUUCAGAUAAAAGAAAUAUUUUAUAAUCAGUAACCAUGCUGUCUUAUAGUAAACCGCCACACACGCAACGUGGCGCUCGAGUCUCGUAAAACCCGCUUGAUUAUUGUUCAUAAAAACUCUGGUGGCGUUUUUAUUGAAUACAAAAAUAUAAUAUUCAAAUACAAAAAUAUUUUAUAAUCAGUAACCAUGCUGACUUUAGUAAACCACCUCACACGACAACGUGACGCUCGAGCCACGUAUUUAAACCUGAUUAUUGUCCAUAAAAAAUUCUGGUGGUUAUUUUAUUGAUUACAGAAAUAAUUUGUAUAAUUAGUAACCAUGCUGCCUUAUAGUAAACUACCACACACGACAACGUGGCGCUCGAGUCUCGUAUUUAAACUGGGACUCGGUUGAUUGUUGCUCAUUAAAAACUCUAGUGGUUAUUGUAUUGAUUACAGAAAUAUAAUAUCCAAAUUACAGAA